Pararge aegeria (speckled wood butterfly) is the source of this 2836-nucleotide messenger RNA. RefSeq lists its product as uncharacterized. The record is from RefSeq and is a predicted model, not a curated record. Gene Ontology annotation, molecular function: histone binding. Bases 123 to 2432 code for a protein of 769 amino acids. The transcript has 6 exons. NCBI's taxonomy places the organism in Eukaryota, Metazoa, Arthropoda, Insecta, Lepidoptera, Nymphalidae.
UAUAUUCUCGCUGUUUAUUUCGCGAAAAAAAAAUUUUAUUAUCCUUAUGUGCAUUUGAUGUUUCAUCAUAGAUUUUGUUGCGAAGAUUUUAUCAAAAUUAUUUGUUUAAUUAUAAUUUAAACAUGGCCGUUGGAGCUGAUAUUGUUGUCGAUUUAUCCGACAACGACGAUGAUGAUUGUGUGUUAGAAGCAGUUAUAUACAACUCAAACAGCAAUCACAACAAUUACUUUACUUAUGAUAAAAUAUUCAAAGAAAAUCCACUUCUAGCGGAAGUUAUUGAGAAAUGUUUCAACUUAGAAAGCACAGAAGGAAUGCUCAGAGUUAUAAACAAAACUUUACUAGAAGUUUACAAAGAAGCAGACCCAAAGUUUAAGUCCUCAUCAGAUUUUGAGACUGUUUUGAAAAGGACUUUGAUACGUCUAGACAAAGAUCCUAAUCAUAAGUUUUCUCAUAUAAAAGAUUUGUGCGAGACAUUAAGGUCCAGUAAGUUUAAGAAACGGGUACAACUGAUCACAUUGGAAAAGAAAAUAAGGCCGAAUGACAGAAGAAAGUUGUCCUUGAAAAGAAAAAGCUAUCUGGAAAGGAAAAACAAAAGGCAAAAGACUGAUAUAAUUGAUUUGGAUAAAUAUGAGGAGAUUCCUACUAUUAAUUUAGUUCAAGAUUACAUAAACAAUGAUAGUCCCAUAGUUAUUGAUGAUGAAAAACAGAAUCCCAAUUCUGAAGAAAAUUGUGAUUGCUUUACUGAAAUAAGCAGAGCUGAACUCAGACUGCAAAAUAAUAACCAAACACAAAAUCAAAAGUUGGGAAAUUCGGUAGAUGCAAAUAAAUUAUCAGGUUUCAAUAAUCUUAAAGAAAAUAUAGAAAACCUUAGAACAAAUAUUGAAUGUACACAACAAAAUUAUGUAGCUUUUCUCAUUUGUGAUUCCGUUUCAAAAAUAAAUGCAGACAAAUUAUUAGUUCCAAGAACAAACUGUGAAAGUAACACUCCUGAAAGUCCAGAGAAAUUAUUAGUACCUCAGAAAGUAUCCAAUAUAGAUUUGUCUGCAGAAGAUGAACCUCCUAGAAUAGACUUGGAAAAAAUAAAAAAUAUUGAACUACAGAUAUCAAGAUACAAAGAAUUUAUAGCUAAACUUGAUGAGGAAGAAGUCACCGAGGAUAGUCUCUCUUCCCCUUAUGUAAAGAGUGAAAAAUGUAAAGAGAAAAUAGUAGCAUUAUACAAAGAGUUAUGUACUCUAACUGGGGCAGAGGCAAUUAAGAGACGUGAAGUAACACUGACAGUCAUUGAAGGUCACCCGUCCGGUCCUGUGAAGAGGCUCGAGAGGUUUCUCAACCGGAAUAUCGGUAGCGAUGGUAACCCACCUUUCCCAGAUUUCAACGAUGUAGUCAAGUGUGUUGAGAUAGCGAAUGCUAAUGAUAAUCUUGGUUGGAAUAAAGGCCAAGUUAUGCGAGAAGCGAGCGCCCUAUUCACUCACUGCGGUCACGCGCUGCAGAAGCGACGUAAGAAGCGAGAGUGGAAAGACCUUCUCUCGCGCGUUAAAGCGGAAAAUUGUGACGGAGACCCGGCCGAUGCGGACCCCGAGUUGCUAGCACGAUUAGAAGCCAAUAAGCGAGUCGCCUUGAAGAAAGAAUCCGAUUUACUUGAAAGAUACUCAACGAUGCAGAAUUUGCCACAAGAUCGGAAAAAAUCAAAAGAUGUUCAACUGCCACCAGAUACCGAUGAUGAUGUUAAAUAUGAUAGCGAUGAAAGUUCAGAUGAAUGUGAUUCAUUGAAAGUAAAUUUAGAAGAAAACAACUCAUUUGUACUGACCACAGCAAACACGUCAAAUUCUAUAGAUAUCAGCAAAAUAGUUAAUGGUUAUUCAAAUCAAACUGAAACUAAAAGUAAAUUCAAAGCAAUUCAAAAUGUCAACUUUGUACAAAAAGACUGUCCGCCUCAAAUAGUUGCAGAAUCAAUAACUAAUGAAUCUAUUAUAGAUGAAUUUGGUGUCAAACUUAUUGAUCCGAGGGAAAUUCCAAAUGUCAACGCUAAUGUUCCAACAAAUAUCGCUGUAAAUUUUGAAUCCAACGUUGGAGAAGUAAAUAAUAAAGAAACAAUCUGCGUUGAAUCAAAUUUUGAAGAUGAUGAUAUUCAGAAUAAUGUUUCUAAUGUUACUAGUCAAAGUUUCGAAACAAAUGUUGAAGAAAAUUGUAAGUUUUAUGACCAAAACGUGAAUUACGAAUCCAACGUUGCAGAAGUAAAUAUUAAAAGCGAAGUAAAUUUAAAUGAGGCUAUGGAUAAAACUGAAUUGGAUGUUGUAAAGACCGAAACAGAUCCUACGGAGAAUAUAGCAAAACUUUUAAACAAUUUCGGUGAUAACUACACUGUUUCCAUACUUGAAAUUGAGGAUCCAUUUUUUGUUAUAGAAAUAUCGGACAGUUCAGAUGAGGACUGAGAAGUUUUUCUAUUGUAACCUGUUUAUGCAACAGUAACCCCAGUAAUUGGCGCAUGAAAUAUUUUUUUUGUGAAAUGUGAAUACCGUUGUUAGCUCCGUCGUAAUGACAAUGGUGAUAAACGUGUCAAUUGCACAACUAUUUUGAAAACGAGACAGUAAGCAGUCAUUAUUGUCACACAAAUAUGUGAGAGUUAGAGGUGUAUGAAAUUUCAUUGUGAACACUUUAAAUAUUUGGUGCUUUAAACCUUGUUACGUAUUUGUCUACUAAUAUGAACUUAAAUAUGUAUUUUACAAUGUCGUAGAUAUCCUGUUAUAUAAAUUUAAAUACUAUUAGCUAUGAUAUGGUUAAAAUCAGUUUUACAAUUUCGUAGACUCAGUCUUAAAUAAAUUUAUAUUCUAUUGUC